This is a messenger RNA of Chanos chanos (milkfish), 1906 nucleotides long. It is a transcript of the gene utp15, whose product is annotated as UTP15 small subunit processome component. Gene Ontology annotation, biological process: positive regulation of transcription by RNA polymerase I; rRNA processing. Lineage: Eukaryota; Metazoa; Chordata; Actinopteri; Gonorynchiformes; Chanidae. Gene Ontology annotation, molecular function: protein binding. The transcript is spliced from 13 exons. The record is from RefSeq and is a predicted model, not a curated record. Gene Ontology annotation, cellular component: nucleolus. The coding region runs from base 176 to 1732 and encodes 518 amino acids.
GCUAGCAUGAGUAUGUACAACGUGUUUUGUUUGUGGUCGGAAUAGGACGCUCUCUUGCGCACCUUGUUCGGAAGUUUUCUCAUCUGAAUAAGUUAGGUUCAUUAAAGCAACUGCAAAUCUAUUUGGCCGUGGCCCACAAAGGUGGCCUGGCUGUACUGAGAAGAGAGAGCUACAAAUGGCUUCGUUCAAACCCACCCGGGUCCUGACGUACCCAAGACUAGGAGAGAGAGUGACAGAGGACACGCUCUACUGGAGAAACUAUAAGGCUCCAGUGCAGAUUAAGGAGUUUGGUGCCGUCACUAAAAUUGACUUUUCCCCCGUUCUGCCUCAUAAUUAUGCAGUUACUGCCUCAACCAGAGUUCAGGUUUAUGGGCCUCACUCCCAGGAGCCUUUGCGGAGUUUCUCCCGUUUUCGAGAUACAGCUUAUGAUGGUAGUUUCCGUGGUGAUGGGAAGCUGUUGGUGGCAGGAAGUGAGGAGGGGCUGAUCCGACUGUUUGACAUCAGUGGCCGAGUUGCUCUUCGCCAGUUUUCUGGACAUUCCAAGGCGGUGCAUGUGACGCGCUUCCUGUCCGAUGGUUACCGUGUGUUGUCAGGUUCUGAUGAUUUGACGUGUCGUGUGUGGGACGUGUCCAGUGCAUCUCAGCUCAGUGUUUUCACUGAACACACAGACUAUAUCCGCUCUGCGGCUGUCAGCAAACUCAACCCGGACCUCUAUGUGACUGGCUCUUAUGACCACACAGUGAAGCUGUUUGAUUUGCGGCUGGGAGGUUGUGUGAUGACCAUGCAGCACGGUCAGCCGGUGGAGGGUGUUCUGCUCUACCCCUCAGAGGCUCUUCUAGUCUCCACAGGUGGUCGGUAUGUUAAAGUUUGGGAUCUGCUAAAGGGGGGACAGCAGCUUGUCUCUCUGAAAAGCCAUCACAAAACUGUCACCAGUGUGUGUCUCAGCUCCUCCACUAACAGGCUGCUCUCCGGCUCUCUGGACAGGCAUGUUAAAGUUUACAACUCCUCCUAUAAAGUCGUCCAUAGCUUUGACUACGCUGCCUCCAUCCUCAGCCUCACGCUAUCGCCUGAUGAUGAGAUGAUUGCUGUGGGAAUGACCAAUGGAGUUGUGAGUAUCAGACACAGGAAGCAUGUGGAGGAGAGACAGACACUGGCCAGCGGGAAGCGGCGUCGCCCGGCGUACCGCGUCUUUGUGAAAGGGAAAAAUUAUGUCCCCAAACAGGAUGAUUUCUUAGUCAGUAAAACAGUGAAGGAACACCUGAAAAAACACGACCGAGAACUGAAAAGGUUUCAGGUGUCGAAAGCUCUGGAUGCAGCUCUGCAGUCAUGGGUACGCUACAGUAAACCUGAGGUGACUGUAGCAGUGAUGAUGGAGCUGAAUCGCAGAGGAACGCUGAGAAACGCGUUGGCAGGACGGGAUGAAGAGAGUUUAACGAGAAUCCUCAACUUCCUCCUCAAACACAUGUUGGACCCCCGGUUCUCCCGCCUGCUGUUGAUGGCAGCGGACAUGGUCGUGGAUCUAUACCAGCAGGUGAUCCCUCAGUCCCCUGUGGUUGAGCGGUUACUCCAGCGUCUGUUGGAGUUGUUGGGGCGGGAGGCGGAGCUUCAGCAGGAGCUCCUACAGGUUCUGGGAAUACUGGACACGCUCUUCGCUUCCUUGAGUCCUAGGAGAGAGGUCACGACCCCUACUGCCCCACCCCCUGCCCUUGGGCCCCCACUGCAGGCCAUAUGAAACGAACCGUAAUGUACGCAACACUGACAGAACAUCAGAGAGAGAGAGAGACAGACAGAGAGAGAGAGACAGACAGACAGAGAGAGAGAGACGUUCACUGGCUGAUUGUCUCUGCAGUAACUCCCUGAUAAAUUCAGAUUUUUCAGCCUGAUGUAAUAAAAGACUGUUUGUAAA